AUGGUUGACGCCGCCUGUCGCAUUCCCGGAAAAGAGGAGAUCUACAUCUUCUCCGGCCGGCAUUAUGGUCGCAUCAGGUUUGGCCACGGAGGCCCCGAGCAUAACCUUGCUGCCGGCCCGACCCUCCUAAGCAAGGGCUGGAACACUCUGCCCAAGAUGGGCUUUGGUACAGUGGACACUAUCGUGCCUGUACCCGGCUACGAAAACCAACUCUACGUUUUCUUCGGAGGCCGAUAUGCCAAAAUCAAGCUUGAAAACUACGACGAUAGCUUUAUCAAGGAAGGGGCGGUGUCCAUUGCCUCUGGAUGGAAAUCGCUUGGUCAAGCGGGCUUUGACACCGUGGAUGCAGCAAUGCUCACCCCGGGAACAAAGAAUGAGAUGUACUUUUUCAACGGCUUGAACUAUGUUCGUCUAGACAAUAGUACCGACAAAUUGGUCAAUAAGGUUGCGCCCAUUGCGCAGGGUUGGCCAAGUCUUGUUCAGGCUGGCUUUGAUUGUGUUGAUGCUAUUGUUCCGAGCCCGAGUGGUCAGGAUCUAUACUAUGUCUUCCGCGGCGAUCAAUUCGCGGUGAUCAAAGUGGAUAGCAACCAGAGGGAUACCCUCAUUUUACCCCCGAAGGCAAUCAGCUCGGCGUGGCAGGCUUUGGAAAGAUGGUGUUAG
Molecule: messenger RNA, 660 nt
Organism: Penicillium robsamsonii
Lineage: Eukaryota; Fungi; Ascomycota; Eurotiomycetes; Eurotiales; Aspergillaceae
Product: Hemopexin/matrixin
Exons: 1
Coding region: 1-660 (219 amino acids)
Source: RefSeq, a predicted model, not a curated record